AUGGGGGAAAACCUGAGGGUAACAUAUGAAAAAUGCGAAAAGGUGGUAAAAAAGCUAAGGGGGGAAGUAGAAGGAUUGCUGAGGGAUGUGGUGUCUGUAAGGAAGGAAAAAGAGGAUAAAAUGAAGGAGAUGGAAGAAGACAUUAAGUCAACAGCACUUUCAGUUGAUGAAAUGAUGGUUCGAUUUUUUGGUCGUACGAGCUUGAAACAGUAUCUGCCUUGCAAGCCUGAUCGAUAUGGGAUAAAGCUCUGGGGCUUAUGUGCAGCCAAUGGAUAUCUAUUCAAUUUAGACGUUUAUUGUGGCAAAAAUGAUCCAAGCAUUGGAAUAAAUUUAUUGGCAUGUGCACUUGGCUCCAGAGUUGUUUUACAAAUGAUCAAUCCACUUCUCAAUGGCCUUUCACGAAAAAAAUUAUCUGAUUAUCAUCUUUAUUGUGAUCAUUUCUUUACCAGCCCAGAUUUACUCAUCCACCUGCAUAAAUGUGGUUUACGAUCAACAGGAACUGUACGUAAAGACAGAGUGAAAGAAAAGCAUGAAUUUGCAAAAAAUGAUCCGCGAGGAUCGUACAAAGUAACAUGUGGUAUCACUCCCAUAACCCCAGUGAAAAGAUUUUCACGAGCUGCUCAAGAGAGAGUACAACUAGGAUUUCCUCGAGCUUUUUCUUUGUAUAAUAAUUACAUGGGAAGGGUAGAUUUGCACGAUUUCAGAUGCAAAAAAACGCUAGAGCUCCGGUAUUAUUCUACGGAUAAUCCCGUUAACCAGAAGCAGCAAGAAGAACUGAUUAACACUGGAAGUAACAAAUUCCAUACUACGUAA
Belonocnema kinseyi is the source of this 813-nucleotide messenger RNA. RefSeq names its product piggyBac transposable element-derived protein 3-like. Lineage: Eukaryota; Metazoa; Arthropoda; Insecta; Hymenoptera; Cynipidae. The coding region runs from base 1 to 813 and encodes 270 amino acids. The transcript has 4 exons. The record is from RefSeq and is a predicted model, not a curated record.